Molecule: messenger RNA, 6503 nt
Organism: Mytilus californianus (California mussel)
Lineage: Eukaryota; Metazoa; Mollusca; Bivalvia; Mytilida; Mytilidae
Exons: 1
Coding region: 24-2687 (887 amino acids)
Source: RefSeq, a predicted model, not a curated record
AGAUAGGGUGUUUUGUGUAGUCAAUGUAUUGGGAUAUAAUGAAGCUAAGACCAUCGGAAAUAUUCUUUUCACAGGACUCUGUUUCAAACAAAUGGGGUGAUCAAACACCUAGCAGAUUAAAAUUUAUAGGGGACACGUUAGAUGAACUGUUAACUGAAUCAAUUUCGUUAAAGGACAUUCCAACUAUUUCCACUGUAAUUAAAUAUGGAAAGCUUUACACAGCUGACAAUCGGAGACUGUGGGUAUUUCGAAAAGCUGAGGAAUUGGGAUUUUUAUAUGAAAUCGAAGUUAAUCAAGGUACACAGCGUAAUUUUAAAGCUAACAAAAAGACGAAAUUUACAACGAAGAAUGAUGGAAUUUCGAUAAGGAUUCGAGGAUCUGGAGACCCCGGAGGUAAGACAUGGAGAACAUGGAAACCAAACACAUUUCAGAAAGUAAAUGAAAAUACAGUAAGCAAAUCUGCAUCACAUGCCAGUGGAAUUUAUGCUAAUGAAAGAAGGACGAAUGUUAUUCAAGAUUCUUUCUUUAACAAAACAAUUACCGAGGCUCAACAUCCAAGUACAUACAAAUCAUCAUAUAGUAAUUACUAUUAUUCCAGGCCUAGUUAUCGUUGUGAUAAUGCUCAUUCUAGCAACUGUGAAUCUCCAGUAUCCGAUAAAACAAUUCAGCUUUCAAAUAUAAUAAGAUCAAAAGCUGAAGAAGAGGCAACACGAUGUAGCAAAUAUUCUCUUGAGUCAACCACAGAGAAAACUUCAUUACAUGUCGACGAAUCGCCUGUAAAUCAAAGUAGGACGAAUGUUAGUCCAUGUUCCGUCUUUAACAAAAGAGUAUCCGAGGCUCAACAUCCAAGUAGACACAAAUCAUCAUACAGAGAUAAUCCUGAUGUUUUGUGUUAUAAUGAGUUUUCAGGAAAUUGUGGCUCUCCAGUAUCCGACAAAGAAAUUCACUAUUCAAGAAUAAAGAGACCAACAGCUGAAGAAGAGCUUACACAAGGAAGUAAAUCUUCCCUCGAGUCAACAUUAAGUAAAACUUCGUUACAUGCACAAGGACCUUUAGGUAAUCAAAGUAGGACAAAUGUUAAUAAAGAUUCCUUCUGUAACAUAACAGUUACAGAAGCUCAACAACCAAGUACAUACAAAAUAUCAUACAGUAAAUACAACUCUGCCAAGCCUGAGCUUUGGAGUGAUAAAGGUUUUGCUAGCAACAGUGAAUCUCCUAUAUCCGACAAAGAAAUUCACAGUUCAAAUAUAAAAAGAUCAACAUAUGAAAAAGAACCAGCACUUAGAAGUAAAUCAUCUUUGUGGUCAAGCAAUAGAAAAACUUCGUUACGUGUCCAAGUAGCUCUGAUAAAUCAAAGUAGGACGAAUGUUAAUCAAGAUUCCUUCGACAACCAAACAAUCACCGAGGCUCAACAUCCAAGUACAUACAAAUCUUCAUAUAGUGAUAAUAUUACUACAAAGCUUGAUGGUCGGUGUUAUAAUGAUUUAUUGGGCAACUGUGAAUCUCAAGUAUCCGACAAAGAAAUCCACCGUUCAAGUAUGAAAAGAUCAACAGCUGAAAAAGAGCUAACACUUAAAAGUAAAUCUUCUCUCGAGUCAACAUUGAGAAAAACUUCGUUGGAUGUCCAAGGACCUCUUGGUUAUCCAAGAAGGACGGAUGUAAAUCAAGAUUCCUUCGGAAACAAAACAGUUAUCGGAGCUCAAAAUGCUAGUACAUACAACUCAUCAUAUAGUGAUGAUAUUUCUACAAAGCCUCAUGUUCGGUGUUAUAAUGAUUAUUUGGGCAACUUUGAAUCUCCAGUAUCCCCUACAGAAAUCCACCGUUUAUGUAUAAAAAGAUCAGCAGCUGAAAAAGAGCCAACACUUACAAGUAAAUCUUCUGUCGUGUCAACAUUAAGAAAAACUUCGCUGCGUGUCCAAGGACCUCUUGGUUAUCGAAGUAGGACGGAUAUAAAUCAAGAUUCCAUCUGUAACGAACCAGUAACCGAGACUCAAAUUCCAAUUAAAAACAAAUCAUCACAUAGUGAUAAUAUUUUGACAAAACCUGAUAUUCAGUGUUAUAAUGAUUUUUUGGGCAACUGUGAAUAUCAAGUAUCCGACAAAGAAAUCCACCGUUCAAGUAUGAAAAGAUCAACAGCUGAAAAAGAGCCAACACUUAAAAGUAAAUCUUCUCUCGGGUCAACACUAAGGCAAACUUCGCUGGAUGUUCAAGGACCUCAGGGUUAUCGAAGUAGGACGGACUUAAAUCAAGAUUCCAUCUGUAACGAACCAGUUGCCGAGACUCAAAUUCUAAUUAGAAACAAAUCAUCAUAUAGUGAUAAUAUUUCUACAAAACCUGAUGUUCAGUGUUAUAAUGAUUUUGUGGGCAACUGUGAAUCUCAAGUAUCCCCAAAAGAAAUCCACCGUUCAAGUAUGAAAAGAUCAACAGCUGAAAAAGAUCCAACACUUAAAAGUAAAUCUUCACUCGGGUCAACAUUAAGAAAAACUUCGCUGGAUGUCCAAGGGCCUCUUGGUUAUCGAAGUAGGACGGACAUAAAUCAAGAUUCCAUCUGUAGCGAACCAGUUGCCGAGACUCAAAUUCCAAUUAGAAACAAAUCAUCAUAUAGUGAUAAUAUUUCUACAAAGCCUCAUGUUCAGUGUGAUAAUGAUUAUUUAGGUAACUAUGAAUCUCAAGUAUCCCCUAAAUAAAUCCACCGUUCAAGUAUAAAAAGAUCAACAGCUGAAAAAGGGCCAACACUUAAAAGUAAAUUUUCUCUCGGGUCAACAUUAAGAAAAACUUCGUUACGUGUCGACGAAUCGCCUGUAAAUCAAAGUAGGACGAAUGUUAGUCCAUCUUCCGUCUUUAACAAAAACGUAUCCGAGGCUCAACAUCCAAGUAGACACAAAUCAUCAUACAGAGAUAAUCCUGAUGUUUUGUGUUAUAAUGAGUUUUCAGGAAAUUGUGGCUCUCCAGUAUCCGACAAAGAAAUUCACUAUUCAAGUAUAAAGAGACCAACAGCUGAAGAAGAGCUUACACAAGGAAGUAAAUCUUCCCUCGAGUCAACAUUAAGUAAAACCUCGUUACAUGCACAUGGACCUUUUGGUAAUCAAAGUAGGACAAAUGUUAAUAAAGAUUCCUUCUGUAACAAAACAGUAACAGAAGCUCAACAACCAAGUACAUACAAAAUAUCAUACAGUAAAUACAACUCUGCCAAGCCUGAGCUUUGGAGUGAUAAAGGUUUUGCUAGCAACAGUGAAUCUCCUAUAUCCGACAAAGAAAUUCACAGUUCAAAUAUAAAAAGAUCAACAUAUGAAGAAGAACCAGCACUUAGAAGUAAAUCAUCUUUGUGGUCAAGCAAUAGAAAAACUUCGUUACGUGUCCAAGGAGCUCUGAUAAAUCAAAGUAGGACGAAUGUUAAUCAAGAUUCCUUCGACAACCAAACAAUCACCGAGGCUCAACAUCCACGUACAUACAAAUUAUCAUAUAGUGAUAAUAUUACUACAAAGCGUCAUGUUUGGUGUGAUGAUGAUGAUUGUUUCGGCAACUGUGAAUUUACAGUAUCCCCUAAAGAAAUUCAGCGUUCAAGUAUAAAAAGAUCAACAGCUGAAAAAGAACCAACAUUUAAAAGUAAAUCUUCUCUCGAGUCAACAUUAAGAACAACUUCGCUGGAUGUCCAAGGACCUCUUGGUUAUCGAAGUAGGACGAAUGUUAAUCAAGAUUCCUUCGGCAUCAAAACAGUUGCCGAGGCUCAAAAUACUAGUACAUACAAAUCAUCAUAUAGUGAUAAUAUUACUACAGAGCCUGAUGUUUGGUGUUAUAAUGAUUUUUCGGGCAACUGUGAAUCUCAAAUAUCCGACAAAGAAAUCCACCGUUCAAGUAUAAAAAGAUCAAGAGCUGAAAAAGAGCCAACACUUUAAAGUAAAUCUUCUUUCGAGUCAGCCUUUGGCAAAACUUCUUUACGUGUUCCAAGUCCUCUUGUUAAUCAAAGUAGUACGUAUGUUAAUCAGGAUUCCUUCUGUAAAGAAACAGUAACCGUGGCGCAUCCAAGUAUAUACAAACUAUCAUACAGACAUUACGAUUCUCAAAAGCAUGAUGUUUGUUGUGAUAAUGAUUUUUCGAGCAACAUCAAAUCUUCAGUAUCCGACAAAGAAAUUCACCGUUCAAAUUUAAAAACAGCUGAAGAAACUCCAACACUAAGAAGUAAAUCUUAUUUUGAUUCAACCUUACAAUAAACGUUGUUACGUGUCAAAAGACCUCUUGUUAAUCAAAGUAGGACAAAUGUUAAUCAAGAUUCAUUCGACAACAAAACAGUUACCGAGGCUCAACAUCCAAGUACAUACAAAUCAGCAUAUAGUGAUUAUAUAACUACAAAGCCUCAUACUCGAUGUAAUAAUGUUUUUUCUGGCAACUGAGAAUUUCCAGUAUCCGCCUAAAAAAUCCACCGUUCAAGUAUAAAAGGAUCAACUGCUGAAAAGAGCCAACACUAGGAAGUAAAUCUUCUUUCGACUCUCCAUUAAGAAGAAACUUCCUUAUGUGUUCAAAGACCUCUUGUAAAUCAAAGUGCAACAAAUGUUAAUAAAGAUUCCUUUUGUAACAAAACAGGUACCGAGGCUCAACAUCCAAGUACAUACAAAUCAUCAUGUAUUGAUUACAUUUCUGCAAAACCUGAUGUUCAGUGUGAAAAUGCUUUUUCGAAUACGUGUUUAAAAACCUCCUGAAAAUAAUAGAAGUAUACAGGUUAUUAAAGAUUCUCUUCAUAACAAAAUAGCCGGUGUGGCUUACCGUUCAAAUGUAUAACAAUUCGCUAAAGCCAAGUUUUUCGAACAACUCAAAAUUCGCAGUAGCCAAUAAAGAAAUUAGGCUAACAAUAGAAAAACAAAGGAUAUGGGGUAUCCAUCCAUUACAUAAAAUCAGUACAUGUACAGCACAUGAUUAGAUCAAAAAUUGAGGAAGAGGCAAACAUUGUUAGUAGAUAUUCACUCGAAUAAAAUAUAAAACUGAUCAUGCAUUACUAGCUAUUUCAAGUAAAAAUGAAAACUUAAAUCAUAAAAGUUUAUGGUAAACUUCCAAGCCAUACUUGUAUGAACCAAGCGAACAAAAUUCUUACAAAGAAUUUGACCAAGUUCAACACAAAAGAAAAUAGCAACAGGCGACAGUACUGGUAGGAGAGACAGCAAACAUUCGAACGAGAUAGUUAGAUAUUUACUUUUAACAAAGGACGGGAUAAUACCAAGGGAGCAAUAAAACAAACGUUGAAGAAAAAAAAAAUGACUAAAAGAACAAGUGUCCACAAAGUACUACAUAGAAAACUAAAGAUUGAGCAAGACGGGGAUUAACUCACCAUUUCUAAUUUCAUCUGUAAGUUAUUUGAGAAAUCCCAAAAUAAAAUGAAUUUGAGAUGGACGACCGUACCUUCAUCAUGCGUCUGCAAAAAUGAAAAUGUAUAUUUUUUAGUGUUUAUAUGUUUUGGCACCAUAUUUCUAUAGAACUUAUAAACACACGAAGAAUCAGUGCAUUAAAUGUAUUUCAAGAUAUCUACAAGUCAUCAUUAAGCCAUAACUAUUUUUGAAAGUCCUACUAUUUGUGGGUUGAUGACUUUUUGAGCAAUAUGGAUUUUCCAGUAUGCAAAAAAUGAAGAUUCAUAUAUGAUUAAAUCAAAAUCUAAAAACGCUGCAAAUGUGAAAAGCUGCAAAUAGUGCAACAAAUCUUCUGUAUAGGUGAACACGGACCAAUCAAGAAUUGAUUUACAAAAUGAAAACAAUAACCAAAACCGUUCAAGUUUUUGUAUCGUCUCCUAAGUCUUCCCACUUUUAUUCACAUAAAAAAACGAAAAUCGUACAAUGGAUGUACCAGGAAACAAGGAGGAAUUAGAACUGUUUGACCAACGAUAGCCCACUGCACUAUGGAUACUUUAUUGACGGAUGUAACAAUAUAAGGAAGAAUGUAACUACUUUUAUAAAUAUUCAGCAGAAUUAGAAGAGGAAUUGAAACAGUCAGUAUUCGAAUUUCAACUAGGACUAUUGGAAUAAUUCACCCAGCAUGAACUUGAAGAUGUGUCUCAGAUACUGCAAACUACAUUGUACAAUGGAACAACUUUAUAAACUUAGAAUAUAGGUGUUUUGUUUAGUUAUGGUGUAAUUAAGGUAAAACGUAUAGAGCAGCAAAAAUAACAAUUUCGUUAUAUAAUCGUGAUUACUAUUUGAUCAUGUGAAUAUCGUAAGAGUAAAUUCUAUAGAAAAACAAAUAUCUUUUGUUUAUUCAAGCAACAGGUUGUGCAGCGUAUUUGUAAACUCAACAAGGCUACCAGGCUGAUAGUAUGAUAAGCUUUUUUUUUUAAUUUUGUAAAAACUGUUUCAUUACUCCUAACAAAAAAAUUAUCAUAUCUCAAUUUACCUGUGUACGUUAUUUUAUUUAACGCUAUUUUGUCCCAGGUUAGAGUUGUCUUUUUGACACUGUUGCUACAUCUUUUUUUUUAUUAAUAUUGUAUUUAUAUUGUGUCAUAGAUCAAACUUAUUUGUUCAGUG